Messenger RNA from Onychostoma macrolepis, 3926 nucleotides. It is a transcript of the gene st6gal2a, whose product is annotated as ST6 beta-galactosamide alpha-2,6-sialyltranferase 2a. Gene Ontology annotation, molecular function: sialyltransferase activity. NCBI's taxonomy places the organism in Eukaryota, Metazoa, Chordata, Actinopteri, Cypriniformes, Cyprinidae. The coding region runs from base 349 to 1896 and encodes 515 amino acids. The transcript has 7 exons. The record is from RefSeq and is a predicted model, not a curated record.
GGCUCCGCCCCCUCCGCAAAACUCAUCUGAUAAAACGCAACCGAGAGCUGGAGGAAUCAAAGACACCGACUGCACGGUCCUCCGUUACCGCUGGAGCAGCACCACCAAUCCCGCAGCACGCCUCCAGCGCUGUUUUUUUUAUCAGAGCACGCAAACAAUAGCGGCUGGAAAGGAUCGAGAGGAAUAUAUUGCCCUCUUAACAGAACAAUGAACGCGGGCUGAUUUCUCAGGGACAGACGAACUGUUUGAGGAUAAAUGGGUUUAAGGAACUACAGCGAGACCUCCUGCUGACCCCUCUCCAGUUGGGUCUGGAGUGCAGCGGCGUGUGGCCGAGAGGACUUCUGAAAGAUGAAGUCCAGUCUGAAACAAUGGCGGCGGCUCACCCUCGGCCUCAUGCUAGUCUGGGUGCUGCUGUUCCUGGCGCUCCUCUCCUACUUCAUGGAGUCCCGAGUGGACGACCCGCACUCAGCGGCUGCUCUCUCCUACACGGACACGCGCCGCUUGACCUCGCUGCAGGGCAACCCCCGCACCAUUAUGGCCACUCAUUUGGGGCUUGCCACCUCCUCAACACCCCCUGCCUCCAGCAACACCCAACAGGAACAAAGCCAGGAGGAAAACCCCAGUGCUGACCCCCAGCCCAGUCCGCUCAGCCAGGAGGCCUACCCCUAUCCCGACCUUCAGAGCCUGGCGGCAUGGUCUGCAUUCGGCACCCAAGAUGUGGGCUCCCGAUCAGCCCCUGUGAGUCGCAACCGUGAGAGACCGGAGUAUAAUCAGGAUUCACCUCAACAGGAUGAAGAAGAGGAUGAGGAUGAGGUGGUGGGAGGGGAAGAGGAAGAUGAGGAGGAGGAGGAGGGAGAUGAGGGCAGGAGGAGGAAGACUAAACAGGUGGCUGUGCGUGAAGACUCAGAUGAGUACUACGUUCCCAGGUCAAAAUCCGUAGUGCGCAGCCUGUGGAAAGGGAGUUUGUCCGUGGGCAUGCUCAGUCCUCGCCUGCAGAGAGCUAUGAAAGACUAUCUGAAUAAUAAUAAACACGGCGUGGCCUACAGGGGGCACCGGAAGGCGCAACAGAGCGGCCAUCAGGUGUUGUGUGAGCUGAAGAAGGGCGAAAAGGUUCGGACUUUGGAUGGGGCCGAGAUGCCUUUCUCCCAUUUAGGCUGGCAGAAGAUUGUACCUACCUUACCUUUAAGCCAGCUCUACGGGCCAGGCUUCCAGACCUGCGCUGUGGUCACCUCUGCCGGAGCCAUGCUUCACUCGGGACUUGGCAAGGAGAUUGACUCCCAUGAUGCAGUGCUGCGUUUUAAUACAGCUCCUACCGAGAGUUAUGAAAGAGACGUUGGGAAUAAAACCACAAUACGCAUCAUCAACUCUCAGAUCAUGGCGAAUCCCAAGCAUCAGUUCAACACAAGCUCAUUGUAUAAGAAUGUAACGCUGGUGGCAUGGGAUCCAGCUCCAUACACCCUCAACCUGCACAAAUGGUACUCAAAUCCAGACUACAACCUGUUCACUCCAUAUAUGGAGCACAGGAUGCACUUCCCUGCACAGCCUUUCUACAUCCUGCACCCGAGAUACAUCUGGCAGUUAUGGGAUGUGAUUCAGGCUAACAAUCUGGAGAACAUCCAGCCCAACCCACCCUCCUCAGGGUUCAUAGGCAUCCUGCUGAUGAUGUCCUUAUGUGAAGAGGUUCACGUGUACGAGUACAUUCCUUCACUACGACAGACGGACCUGUGCCACUACCACGAGCGUUACUACGACGCCGCCUGCACUCUGGGUGCGUAUCACCCCCUGCUCUACGAGAAGAUGCUCAUCCAGCGCAUGAACGUUGGCUCCGAGGACGACCUCAAACGGAAAGGCAAGGUCACGCUCCCCGGAUUCAAGAAUGUCCACUGUGAGCCCUGAACAGAAAGAUGCAAUAACGGCCUUUGUAAAGCAGAAGAGAUCUGCAGACUGACGCAAGACUGCACAGAGACUGCUGAGAACAGACCUUGUUAGAUAUGGGACGAAACCUUCUGCUGUAGUUCACUCAAAAAUGCAUUUCCUGAGCCUAAACUUAAAUAAAGAUGGUCAGAACAGCAAUAGAUAUGUCCUGAGAAAAGCUUUUUGGAUUUGUGGAUGUUCGUGGUUUUAAAAGCCAUCAAAAAAACAGUGUUUGUUUUUUUUUAUUUUAUUAUAUCAUUUUUAAUGGAACUCUGUUUUUCACAGGGUUGAAAGUAUUAGCAGUCAUAAACACUGAAAGCUACACUGGGGGAAAUAAAAGCAUUCACACAAAUACGUUUUAGCACAAAGGCUAGAUUUAUUCUCUGAUUAAAGAUGAGCUUUACUAAUCUGUCCAUAGAUUUGUUUUUCACAUACUGACAGAUUUUAAAGCUUCUUGCCAUAAUGCUAUGAUUGUUUAGUUUUUUUUGUAAAUUAGGUACAGUUAAUUUUCUGCUGUAAUAUACUUUGUGCCACAUUCACAAGCCUCUUUGGGAAUAUUUUGCUCUUCCAGUACGUCUCGCAGAACUGUGGCAAAUGAAUCAAUAGUUGUGGGGGUUUUUUUUUCCUUACUCCGUGUAAAUGUUUCUUUGAAAGCAGAGUACUUUCAUGUAUCUUGUAGCUUUUGAAUGUGACCACGGUUCGUUUAAUUCUCUAGUCAUUUUAUACUUUCAAAAACCUGUCUAGACGGGUGGUUUACAAAAAAUAGUUAUUAUUGCUUGUACUAUGGACUCAUUGCAGCACUGUAGAUCUUAUUUGGGGCUUUAAGGCUGCUGGCAAUAUAACAAGUACAGUGGUGAUAUUAUUUGUUAAAUAUAAACUGAGGUUUUUAAUAUCUUGUAGCCCCUAAAAUCAAGAGGUUUUCUUGACUCCAGCUGGAGCCGUCUUUAAAAGCGAAUGAAUUAUGUUGUCUUCUCUUAAAUGUACAGUUGUUCAUUUAAUGCAAUUCACUUUGUGUUUUGACUUUUCUACAGGAGGGAAAACUUGAAGGUUUGUUAUUUACUCGUGCAUUGUUUCAAUGUGUGCCAUUUUAAUUAAGACAGAACACUUUCACAAGCUGAUUUUUCUGGAGAUCUGGUGAGGGGAGCUAACGUCUGUUUUAAUCACUGUUGUAUAUUGUAGAAGUAAAACUAGUAAUUGAUGAUUUCACUCAGGAGCUCACGAUACUCUCUCACCAGGGUGAAAUGUUUCAUUUUCCUUCUAGUCCUAUGGUAGGCUGAGGUGUGUAAAGCUAAUAUUUGACCUUUACUCUGUCCUGUUUCCCCAUGUUGGGGGAUUGUAGAUGUAACUGAAGAGUAACUUUUUUUUUUUUAUUUUUUUUUUUACGUGGAAUACGAAAUUAGGUUUGGACGUAAAAAUGUUAUUCCCGGUUUAGUGCAUCUGAACCUGCAGUGUGUCGUCUUCUCAGUAUGACUCAAUGUUGGGCUGGCCGUGGUUGUCAGGCAUGUGUGACCAGUCGUGGUCCAUCGCACUUGCCUCCAGUCUGUGACAGUCGGAUAAUUAAAUAGGGUUUUUUGGGGGGAUUUUCGACACUUUUUAUUGACUGGUAAUGGAAAGGAUAUGACUGGGGGGAGAGCAUAAAAACUAGCUACUGUUCAAACAUUUGGGGUCGUUACAUUUGCUAUUAUUUGUUCAAAAAUGCAGUAAAAACAUUAAUAUGGUAAGAUAUUAUUACAAUUUAAAUGACCUGUUUUCUAUUGUUAUAUAUUUUAAAAUGUAAUUUAUUCCUGUGGUGCAGAGCUGGUUUUCAGCAUCAUUACUCCAGUCUUCAGUGUCACAUGAUCCUACAGCAAUCAUUUGAUACACUGAUUUGGUGCUCAAACAAACAUUUAUCAAUAUUGAUAACAUUUAUGUGAAAUGGAAAUCUUUUGACAUUCUUGUUUUUACUGUCAUUUUUGAUCAAUUUAAUGUCGUUGCUGAUUAAAAUGUUAUGUAUUUAAAAAAAAAAAAAAAAA